Molecule: messenger RNA, 729 nt
Organism: Pyrenophora tritici-repentis Pt-1C-BFP
Lineage: Eukaryota; Fungi; Ascomycota; Dothideomycetes; Pleosporales; Pleosporaceae
Source: RefSeq, a predicted model, not a curated record
AUGACUGCACCAGCCCGAGAUGCCUUACAAUUUCCAGAUUCCGAUAGACAUCAGCUUGAGGAGUACAUACCACUCCCUUCCUCUGCAGAAUGUAUGCGACCAGAAGAUAUCGCGAAAACUUUCGUCACCCUGACUUUCGCUACCUCCCUCGACAGCCAGCUCGCUAUUGCUCCCGGUGUGCAGACGGCCCUUUCUGGGCCACGUUCAAAGGCCAUGACCCAUUUUCUGAGAUCUAGAUAUGACGCCAUCUUGAUUGGAGCAGGCACAGCCAUUGCCGACAAUCCGUCCUUGAACUGUCGACUAGAGGGCGUUGGCGGUUAUGGUGGCGAAGGACUCGUUGGCCAACCAAGGCCAGUCGUCGUAGAUCCACAUGGUCGCUGGCAAUUCAAUGAAGAGAGCAAGGUGUUGAGACUCGCCAAGGAAGGGAAGGGCAAGGCACCUUACAUUGUCACCUCUACAAAUCCACCCGCAGACCGAAGAGCGACCCUCGAAAACGUGGGAGGGAAGUUCUUGUUUCUGGGUUUAUCAGCAAGAGAUGUGAGCCAGGCUGGUUCCUCGUGGCACAUCAUUCUCGAUGCAUUGAAGCAGGAAGGUAUUGGGAGUGUCAUGAUCGAGGGCGGUGGUUUUGUAAUCAAUGAUUUCCUCGGUCCUAGUCCCGCAUACUCUCUUGUUAAUUCCGUUAUUGUUACAAUUGCACCAACCUGGCUAGGCAAAGGUUGCGAUAUGUGA